ACAGCACUUCAGUUCUCCCUGAAACUCACUUCCUAAGUAGGCUACAACUAUUUUGAUGGUAUCUUCGUCUUUGUUUUUAAUAUCAAAACCAUGAGGAUCCUCUUCAGAAACCCACGCCUCAGUAGAUGGUCCAUUGUCAUUGGGACUGCGUUGGUGUCAUUGAUUGGUGUCAUCUUUAUGACGAUGGACGUCAAUGUCUCACUAACAUAUAGGGGAGAGCUCAGAGUGUGGCGUAAGAACCACACAGGUUGGCAUUGGAACACCUCUGCCUCCACCACACCACCGCUGUCACAGCCUACUGUGGAUGUUUUCAAGUGCUCCCUCAAUGACAGCAUGCAGAAUAUUCCGUCCUCUGUCCCACCUCCCCACCGUAACUUCCUCAUGUAUAAACACUGCAGGACAUUCCCCCGCCUGCUGUCUCCAACACCCUGUGAGAAUGACCUUUUUCUCCUGCUGGCCAUUAAGUCCACAGCCAUCCAGGUGGAUCGCAGGAUUGCGCUCCGGAGCACUUGGGGGAAGAGGGGAUAUGUUCAGGGUAAAAGGGUGAAACUGUUGUUCUUAGUAGGUAAGUCGUUAGACAGAAUACAGGGAUUCCUGCUGCAGCAGCUACUGGAGUGGGAGAGCAGGCAGUUUGGGGACAUCCUGCAAUGGGAUUUUGAGGACAGUUUUUUCAACCUGACCCUGAAGGAGGUCCACUUCCUGAACUGGUUCACCUUGGAGUGCCAGUGGGCCCACUUUGUGUUCAAAGGGGACGAUGACGUUUUUGUUCACACAAGCAAUCUGGUUGAAUAUGUUAAAGGCCACAAGCCCUCUGAGCAACUCUUCGCUGGUGACAUAAUUUCAAGAGCCUAUCCAAUCCGGCACAACCAAUGGAAGUACUUCAUACCAGAGGAGAUGUACCCCAACAAGCCAUAUCCUCCAUACGCUGGCGGUGGGGGCUACCUGAUGUCACGUCAGACUGUGCUGAGCCUGGGAGUGACAGUGUCCAGCACUGACCUCUUCCCCAUUGAUGAUGUCUUUGUGGGCAUGUGCCUGCAGAAGAUUAAUGUGACACUGACACACCACUCUGGCUUCAGAACCUUUGGGUUCCAUCAGGUGGUGUCACAUUUCAACCCCUGCAUUUACAGGGAGAUCAUGCUGGUGCACAAACUGAAUCCCACCGAGAUGUGGACCAUGUGGUCUCUACUGCAGGACACAAAGCUGAAGUGCUUUAGAUUAAGGAUAUGAGGCAUCAGGUGUUGUGUGUAUCUUGCUGUACUUGUCUGUCUCACUACUGUAAAAGAAGCAUUCCUUUCAUAGAGAAAUUAUCCUUAUAAAUGGUCAAAAAUAGCUUCCUUUCCUUCAUCGAUAUUUCUAUUUGAAGUAUUCUGACAUAUUGGCUUUACUGUGUAUUCAGUUCAGCAAAGAUGGUGUACGAGCCCUACGGAGAUUUUAUACUUUUUACAAGGAAGUUUGUAGAAUGUUUCUUGGGUUCUAGGAAGGUCGAACAGAAACUUUAAAAACAGGUCUAGUGGGUUACAGAGGUACUGAUGGGUAACAAACUUAACAGGUCUAGUGUGCUGUGGGGGGAGGGGAGCUGUGGUGUACAAUUAUUAUAAACAAUCAAUUGGUUGAGGGAGCAGUGAUGAACUUGUCUACUAUAGCUGAAAUCUGUGGAUUGUAAAUGUAUAUUUAAAUGUGAUGUCAUAAUGCUUUCUGAAACAUGUGGUCAUUUCCAGGGUUUUGUCAGUUUCUAUUCAGAUGAACUUUGUUGCAUAUUGCAUUGCAUUAUAAUUGAAUUACGCAAUGUUCUUGUAAAGGCCAUUUAAAAAAAGAACCAAGGAUUUUAAGAUAGGAGAUAAAUAGAGUGUGUGUAGUUCUUUAGGUUUGUUUAGCAGUUUCAACCUUGACCACGAUCCCACUGUCCUAUGAGCCCGAGGUCAGGUGUUUUUUUUUACUGAAAGUCAACCAGUGUUGGGUUUCACUCUUCCAACACUUCCAGUCAGCAGGAGCCAGCUGCAUACCUUUCCACCACACAACUAUCACACCGACAAAUUGACAAGGCAACCUUUUUAAAAUGGUGUCCAAUCGUAAAAAAGAACUAUAGCCUCUCAACUUUGCACUCUGAAGAGACAUGUAAAUUUCUGCACCUCACCACUUCCUUGUGGGUGGCACCUGUUUUUCAGCAGUCAUGCAAAAUAUGAUAGAAUGUACUGUAUGUGGUUGAAAAGGUGGCUGUUGUCUGUUUGUAUACUGAACAAAAAUCUAAACACAACAUGUAACAAUUUAAUUGAUUUUACUGAGUUACAGUUCAUAUAAGGAAAUAAGUCAAUUUAAGUAAAUUCAUUAGGCCCUAAUCUAUGGAUUUCACAUGACUGGGAAUACAGAUAUGAAUCUGUUGGUCACAUAUACCUUUAAAAAAAAGGUAGGGGUGUGGAUCAGAAAACCAGUCAGUAUCUGGUGUGACCAUUUGCCUCAUGCAGCCUUUCAUAUCUCCUUUGCAUAGAGUUUAUCAGGCUUUAGAUUGUGGCCUGUGGAAUAUUGUUCCACUCCUCUUCAAUGGCUGUGUAAAGUUGGUGGAUAUUAGCGGGAACUGGAACACUCUGUUGUACACAUCGAGACAGAGCAUCCCAAACAUGCUCAAUGGGUGACAUGUCUGGUGAGUAUGCAGGCCAUGGAAGAACUGGGACAUUUUUCAGCUACCAGGAAUUGUGUACAGAUCUUUGCAACAUGUGGCCGUGCAUUAUCAUGCUCGCCCACACAACGCCAUACAUGUGGUCUGCGGUUGUGAGGCCGGUUAGACAUACUGCCAAAUUCUCUAAAACAAUGUUGGAGGUGGAAUUUUUAUUCUUUAACUUAUUUAGGCUUGCCAUAAGAAAAGGUUUGAAUCCUUAUUGACUAAAGACAUUUCAGAUUUUCAUUUUUUAUUAAUUUGUAAACAUUUCUGAAAACAUAAUUCCACUUUGACAUGAGGUAUUGUGUGUAGAUCAGUGACACAAAAUCGAAAUGUUAUCAAUUUUAAAUUCAGGCUUGUUACACAAGUGGAAAACAAGUAUUUCCAAUGUCACAACUGGUAAUUACCACCAUUCUAAUUGGUUAUGAAUGCAGAAUUACAUUCUCCACAAACAUGGUGUAUUAUUCUGUGGUGGAGAAAGCCCCAGAGGUAGACUGGGCACCAGUCUGUUUGUGCCAUCAUGCCACCCCUUGUCAUGCCAAACAGCUGACAUGAUAGCACAAACAUAUCUGGCACUAGGCUACCCCAGCGGCACAAUUAUGUGUGACCUGCUUACUUUUGGUAUAAGACAAAAUAAGUUUGCCGCUUGAAGCCUAUUGUAGGCCUAUUUCAUAUACGAGCAAUUUCACAGUAAAAGAGUGACAUUGACUCAAAUCAAAUGUUAUUUACCACAUGCUAUAAUCUGAUGAUGUGUAGUUUUAGUCAGAAUUAGAACAAGGACAUUUUGUUCCUUUUUAGUACGUAAGCAGGGUGCAAGUGCGAAACAAAUGAUAAGAGGACCUAUCAACAGACAAGCUGGACUACUGUGUUCCUUACAGGACAUUCUGUCUCCACCCGUGGAGGGGAGAAACUGUUGGGCUCACAGAAAAUUAUGAAAUGAGUUGCAGAUUAAAGAAACAAUGUAUCUGUGUAGUGGAAAAACACAGAAUGUCUGAGGAAGGCAUAGCUUAAGAUUUUAACUUGUAUGCAUGUGCGAAGGAUACCUACUGUUUGUGUGUAUGUAUGUGCGUAGGAUAUCUACUGUUUGUGUGGAAGUAUGUGCCCAGCUAUAAAAUUUAUAAUUCUCGUGAAUAAACUGUACUAUCUUUUUGCAUAAACUGACUAAUUAUUAUUAAACCCAUGGUCUUACAGAUCUCGGGGAUUGGUCAGAGCUAUUAAUUGUCAGUUAUUAUCAUUGGGAUUGAAAAUUCUCGUGACAGCGUCCUUCCUAUAUCAGUUGCUCGAGAGGAAGUAAACCGCUCAGGGAUUUCACCAUGCGGUCAUUGGUGACUUUGAAACAGUUACAGAGUGAUAGGAGAAAACUGAGGAUGGAUCAACAACAUUGUAGUUACUCCACAAUACUAACAUAAAUGAAAGAGUGAAAAGAAGGAAGCCUGUACAGCAACAAUGCACAAGGAAGUAACACUGCAAAUAAUGUGGCAAAGGAAUUAACUUUCUGUCCUGAAUACAAAGUGUUGUGUUUGGGGCUAAUCCAAUCCAACACAUUACUGAGUACCACUCUCCAUAUUUUCAAGCAUAGUGGUACAGUAGCUGCAUCAUGUUAGGGAUGUAAAUACUUACAGUACCAGUCAAAGGUUUGGACACACCUACUCAUUCAAGGGGUUUUCUUUAUUUUUUAUGAGCAAUGUACAUUAGACUGGUGGAAAUCUGUCCUUUGGUCCGAUGAUUCGAAAUUUUUGGUUCCAACCACUGUGUCUUUGUGGGAUGCAGUGUAGGUGAACGGAUGAUCUCCGCAUGUGUGGAUCCCACCGUGAUGCAUGGAGGAGGUGGUGUGGGGGUGCUUUGCUGGUGACAAUGUCUGUGAUUUAUUUAGAAUUCAAGGCACACGUAACCAGCAUGGCUACCACAGCAUUCUGCAGUGAUACUUGUGCUUAUUGGGACUAUCGUUUGUUUUUCAACAGGACAAUGACCCAACAUACCUCCAGGCUGUGUAAGGGGUAUUUGACCAAGGAGAGUGAUGGAGUGCUGCAUCAGAUGACCUAGCCUCCACAAUCACCCGACCUCAACCCAAUUGAGAUGGUUUGGGAUGAGUUGGACCUCAGAGUGAAGGAAAAGCAGCCAACAAGUGCCCAGCAUAUGUGGGAACUCCUUCAAGACUGUUGGAAAAGCAUUCCAGGUGAAGGCGGUUGAGAGAAUGCCAAGUGUGUGCAAAGCUGUCAUCAAGGCAAGGGUGGUUACUUUGAAGAAUCUCAAAUAUAACAUAUAUUUUGAUUUAACACUUUUUUGGUUACUACAAGAUUCCAUGUAUUAUUUCAUAGUUUUGAUGCCUUCAUUAUUAUUCUACAAUG
Oncorhynchus nerka (sockeye salmon) is the source of this 5001-nucleotide messenger RNA. Its product is annotated as N-acetyllactosaminide beta-1,3-N-acetylglucosaminyltransferase 4. Lineage: Eukaryota; Metazoa; Chordata; Actinopteri; Salmoniformes; Salmonidae. Gene Ontology annotation, molecular function: UDP-glycosyltransferase activity; hexosyltransferase activity. The record is from RefSeq and is a predicted model, not a curated record. Bases 91 to 1227 code for a protein of 378 amino acids. Gene Ontology annotation, cellular component: Golgi membrane. The transcript has 2 exons.